CGUACCCAACCGGGCGGUGCUGAGGCCGGCAUGGCGGCUGCUAGUCCCAACGCCGAUGGGCCGUGUUGCGCCCAUUCGGGCGCGACGCCCGGCGCGCGGCAGACGCUGGACGAGAUGGACUUCGAGAGGGAAAGAAAAGCUCAAGCAAACUGCCAGAAUGACACUGGAGCAGUCUGCCAGUCUGUAUACAAGUCAUUGGGAUUUGGUAGGAAUCAGGGGAGCUCUGCUCAGACAGCCACGUCUCCAUUUUUUAGGACUGAGAGAGCCGCAGAAGUUGAGCAACAAAGAGGAGGGCCCAGUGAGGGCAUGGCUUUUGACUCAGGCCUCUCUCCACAGGCUGCUGAAAAGGGUCACGCGGACAUCUGCUCCCUCCUGUUGCAACACAGCCCCGCCCUGAAGGCUGUCCGGGACCGGAAGUCACGACUAGCGUGUGACCUGCUGCCCUGCAACAGUGACCUGCGGGACUUACUGGCCGGCUGAAUCGCCACCCUUCUGUUUUAGGCUGCCAGGCAAGGGUACACAGACUAGGUCUUCAAGCCCCUGCCGUGCUCAACAUCAAUGCUGCAGGAUAGGAAACUGAGGUCCGGAGACCCAUUUUGGCCACUGGGAGUGAGGGAGUAGAUUAGGUGGGGCUGCAAGUGCGGAAGCCUGGGCAGGGAGUCGGUCCUAUUCUAAACGAGUCCACAUGGAAAUAUCUAUCCGUUUCGGAAAUAAAGUUAUAUCCUUGCCUUGU
Molecule: messenger RNA, 733 nt
Organism: Hipposideros armiger (great roundleaf bat)
Lineage: Eukaryota; Metazoa; Chordata; Mammalia; Chiroptera; Hipposideridae
Gene: ANKRD39
Product: ankyrin repeat domain 39
Exons: 2
Coding region: 31-480 (149 amino acids)
Source: RefSeq, a predicted model, not a curated record